This is a messenger RNA of Anopheles moucheti, 840 nucleotides long. RefSeq lists its product as uncharacterized. The transcript is spliced from 2 exons. The record is from RefSeq and is a predicted model, not a curated record. NCBI's taxonomy places the organism in Eukaryota, Metazoa, Arthropoda, Insecta, Diptera, Culicidae. Bases 1 to 840 code for a protein of 279 amino acids.
AUGUCUACCUCAUCCGCAACACGCACGCCGGAUAAGAAGAAAAAACCCCUGCCAUACUUUAUGCAAAAGUCGGAAGAUGCGGCCCUACCCUCGUUUCAGAACCGGCGCACGCUCGCGGACCACGUAAAGGACAAUAUGCUCUGUGCUGGGCGGAAGCGCUACUUCCAGCGCAUCGUGUACGUCGGGCGGCACCCGAAGGUGACCGGGAUGACGCUGCGCGAUCGGUUUCUGAAGCUGAUCAAAGACAUGCAGGAGUGCACGACGAACGAGAUCAAGCUGUUCGGGCUGAUGAUCAACUUUGACGGCUACACGGUGCAUAUGGUCGAGAGUGCCGAGGAGACGGUCGGCGAGUACAUGCACACGCUGGCCGCGUGCGACCUGUUCGAGGCGAGCCGGGUCGUGCUGGUGUACAACAACAUCAAUCAGCGCUUCUUCCGCAAGCUGGUUUGGCGCGCCUCGGACUAUCUGAACGAGCUGCCCCGCACGGAACUGGACCAGCGGGACCCAAACCUGACGCAGGGCACGAUCGAUGCAUUUCUGGUGAAGGUGUACAAGCUGUGCAAGAUGGUUCGGGAAGAGGAGCUGGAUGAGAGAUCCGCCUUUAAAUCGCUUUAUCUGGACGAAAAUUACGAGGAACACACGCCGGACAUUGCGGUGCUGGAGUACCUGCUGGGUUUGAAGUGUCUCUUUACCGUGCCCGAGUAUGCAACGUUCUACGGCCAGCUGCCGGACGUGACCAGCUUCCGGGACCGUGUAUGGCCCAUCCCGAAAGACCUGACGCCGUACGAUGUGUUCGAAACUGGCAAAUACGAUGUGAAUUUAACGUUUGGCGGGAAAUAA